AUGACGAGCCGAAAGAUCGAAGCCGCAACAUAUACCCACGGCCACCAUGCCUCCGUGCUCCGCUCCCACACGUGGCGCAAUGCCCUCAAUUCGGCCGCCUACCUCAUCCCCCAUAUCCAGCCGCACAUGAAAAUCCUCGACAUUGGCUGCGGGCCGGGCACCAUAACAGUAGACCUGGCCAGACUUGUCCCGCAGGGCCACGUUACCGGCCUCGAGCGCGAGCCAAAGGUGCUGGAGCAGGCCCGCGCGCUGGCCGACGAACAAGGCGUCCCCAACGUCGACUUUGUGCAAGGCGACGCGAACGCGCUGAGCUAUGCCCAAGACACGUUCGACAUUGUCCUCUGCCACCAGCUUCUCCAGCACGUCAAAGACCCCGUGGGCAUUCUGCGGGAAAUGCGCCGGGUGGCCAAGCCGGGCGGCAUUGUUGCCGCUCGCGAGGCGGACUUUGGGUCCUUCGCCUGGUACCCCGAGGUGGCGGGAAUGGCGCAGUGGCAGCUUCUAUAUCGACGGGUCGCGAGGGCAAACGGGGGCGAGCCCGACGCGGGCAGGAUGGUGCAUGCUUGGGCCAAGAAGGCGGGGUUCUCGCCCGGCGGCAUUAGCUGCAGCGUAAGCUCGUGGUGCUACAGCACAAGGGAGGAAAUCGACUGGUGGAGCGGCCUGUGGUCGGAACGAACGAUGGCGUCGGGGUUUGCCGAGUCUGCCAUUGAGACUGGGACGGCAACACGGGCACAGAUCGAGGACGCGUCGGGGGCGUGGCGACGGUGGGGGGAGGAGCAAGACGCGUGGUUUGCGGUGCCAAGUGGUGAAGUCGUGUGCAGGAAGUGA
Messenger RNA from Ustilaginoidea virens, 825 nucleotides. RefSeq lists its product as uncharacterized. Gene Ontology annotation, biological process: sterol biosynthetic process. The transcript has a single exon. Gene Ontology annotation, cellular component: endoplasmic reticulum. Gene Ontology annotation, molecular function: sterol 24-C-methyltransferase activity. The record is from RefSeq and is a predicted model, not a curated record. The coding region runs from base 1 to 825 and encodes 274 amino acids. Lineage: Eukaryota; Fungi; Ascomycota; Sordariomycetes; Hypocreales; Clavicipitaceae.